AUGUCCACGUUGAGCACCCCAUCGUCGAAGCCUGCGCGGAGAACACCCUUCACGCCCAGCAAGAGGCCUCUGUCUUCGUCGUCGUCCUCUAGCAGCAGCAGUGACCUCGUGAACCGCCUCAACCGAACAGGAUCAAGCUCCUCUGGCACAAGUAACAUUCUAGGCUCGACGCACAAGCGCUAUAAGGCGCCUGUGUCAUCGGAAUCGAGGCCAAGGACUUAUACGAAGCCUCUCUCGACGAUACCCGGGUCGCCACGACCCAAGACCCCAUACGAGAGAUCCAAAACGCCGACGUUCGAGGAUUCACCGACGAGCAAGAUGGACGUCAGUAAUGUCGACCCUGAAGCGGUCCUCGUGGAUUCGGAAACUGUCGAGGCAGACGUAUCUGCUGAGAUGGACGAGGCGUGGUUGAGGACGAUGAGUGCCGACCAUGGGAAGCGAGACAAGGUCAUGGUCUCUAUCAGGCGUGUAUUUUUUUUUUGGCAUCUCUACUCGGCAUGGAUUGCGUCGUCGAGCGCCAGUUCCAUUCAUCUCGAUCCCGUCCAUGCAAAGUCUGGCGCUCCGAACCCCGCGGAGAACAAAUUUGACUUUGACUCUGUACUCACUGGCUCACCGAAUAAACCUAUUUAUAGCACCGUCGCUCAAUCGCAUGUGUAUGCCGCUAUGGAAGGAUACAACUCUGUCAUCUUUGCAUACGGACAGACCGCUUCAGGGAAGACGUACACCCUCUCUGGUGAUGAAAGUGAACCCGGUAUCAUUCCCCGUGCCAUGAAGGAUGUUUUCCGGUUCAUCAAGCGAAAUGAGGAGAGGGAAUAUCUCCUUCGUUGCUCCUACCUCGAGAUCUACAACGAGUCCAUCCAUGAUCUCCUCGCUCCCGUUGGCAGUCCGGCUGUGAUGAUCCAAGGAGGAGGGAGCGAGGUCAUCUUGAACCCCCUCCGCGAGGAAGUUGUGACGAGCUUGAAGGGUGUCAAGGAUGUGUUGAAGCGCGGGGAGAGCCAUCGACGGACGGCUUGUACGGACUGGAAUGAGAGGAGCAGUCGGAGUCAUAGUGUUUUCCGGCUGGUGAUCGAAAGUAGGGAGCGUGGUGAAGCCUUGGACGAGUCGUUCCAUGGACGAGUGACUCCAGCGCCGAGUGGAAGACAGACACCUGGUGUGAGCGGGAGGCAGACACCGGGUCAUGGUGCCGGUGGUAAGCCUGGUCCGAAGCUGCAAGCGAGAGGUGGAAGGAGUGUGCAGACGUCUGUUUUGAGUCUUAUUGAUCUCGCUGGUUCAGAAAAAGCGACGAGUGAUAAAGAGCGUACAAGGGAAGGGAAGUAUAUCAACACUAGUUUGUUGACCCUUGGUACCGUCAUUGGAACACUCUCGGAAAAUGUCGCCAAAGGGAAGAGUGAUCAUGUUCCUUUCCGAAACUCAAAGCUUACCCGAAUGCUUCAACCAUCGUUGUCUGGCAAUGCCCGCAUCAGCGUCGUUUGCACGAUCAAUCCUGAUAUCAGCGCUAUCGCAGAAAGCACGAGUACUCUCCUCUUUGCGAGACGCAUCAAAGGCGUCAAGCUCAACGCUCAAAAGAAGGAGAUCGUCGAUACAGACGCGCUCAUUGAACGGUACAGGAAGGAGAUUGAAGACCUCAAAGCCCGUCUUGCAGAGAAGGAGGCCGCUGUUGGUGAUCGACGCCAGUCUUCGUCGGUGUCGGUGAAACGAAGGCUAUCAGUAAAAGAGAAAACGGACGAAUCAAAAGCCAUGAAGGAUCUGAAUACCAGAAUCCAGCAGCUCACGAAGCUGAUCCUGACGAGUCAGACGGUCGAUGAGUCAUCUGCAGACUCGAGGCCAGGAAGUCCUGUCAAGAUCGACUUUGAUAUGUCUCCUUACCAGCUCCAACAAGAGCUUCUCGCUGCCCGUCUCCAGCUUGAAUCGCAAGCGACACAGAUCCUGUCUCUUGAAGCCGCUCUGGAAGCACGUCCGCCCAUCCCACCAGAGAACGAGAGGGACAAGAUGAUCGCAGACCAAGCCAAGGUGAUCAAGGAGCUGGAGAUCGUGGUGAGAGGGUACGAGAGUAACCUCGGGGAACCGCUGAGGGCUGUUAGGGAGGAUGUUGAGCGGGAGUGGAUGGGAAAGGUUGGCGACGAGGUUCGGAAGAGGGAAGAAAAGGAGCGGUGGGCAGACGAGUUGGUAAAGCAGUUGGAGAAAGAGAAGCAUAUGCGCAUCAAAGUGGAGGACCAGGCUCGAGCUCUGACCGCAUUUGUGACGAAGCUGGAUGCUCUUGGCUUGGGUGGGCUGUCACUGGGGUCGAUAAAUAAGGAGAAUGAAUCUCUUGGAUCGCCUGGGAAGGGAGAGAAGUAUGUGAGCCUGCUGGAUCAGGUCCCCGAGGAAGAAUGGAGUAUGACUGGGGAUUUCAGUUUUGAGAUGGAAAAGGUGCCGGCCAUGAAAAGGGAGCCUUUUGGGGGGAAGGAGAAUGUUGCGUUGUAAGGAGGGUGCGUCCCGGUUUAUGCUUUACUAUUUGACCACAUGCUGGUUUUCUAAAUGCCAAACUCUACGAUCUAUGUGUAUUAUUGUACAUCUACUGCAUGAGCGUCACGCGGCGUCUAGUAGUCGCAUUUCAUCCCGACUCUCAUGU
This is a messenger RNA of Guyanagaster necrorhizus, 2611 nucleotides long. Its product is annotated as kinesin-domain-containing protein. The record is from RefSeq and is a predicted model, not a curated record. NCBI's taxonomy places the organism in Eukaryota, Fungi, Basidiomycota, Agaricomycetes, Agaricales, Physalacriaceae. The transcript is spliced from 9 exons. The coding region runs from base 1 to 2463 and encodes 820 amino acids. Gene Ontology annotation, biological process: microtubule-based movement; mitotic cell cycle. Gene Ontology annotation, molecular function: microtubule motor activity; microtubule binding; ATP binding. Gene Ontology annotation, cellular component: microtubule.